Pectinophora gossypiella (pink bollworm) is the source of this 935-nucleotide messenger RNA. Its product is annotated as transmembrane emp24 domain-containing protein 1-like. The record is from RefSeq and is a predicted model, not a curated record. The coding region runs from base 67 to 810 and encodes 247 amino acids. Gene Ontology annotation, cellular component: COPII-coated ER to Golgi transport vesicle; endoplasmic reticulum; Golgi apparatus. The transcript has a single exon. NCBI's taxonomy places the organism in Eukaryota, Metazoa, Arthropoda, Insecta, Lepidoptera, Gelechiidae. Gene Ontology annotation, biological process: Golgi organization; endoplasmic reticulum to Golgi vesicle-mediated transport; intracellular protein transport.
UCUACAACAUACACCCAUUAACCGCUUGAGCACUUCGAAUGUCACAGUUGAAUAAUAAGAUUCAUAAUGUAUCCUUUAAUUAUUUUAAUAAUUUUCGCGGUAACAUGGGUUGGACAAUGUGCGACACCUGAAGUAUACGAGACCGAUAUGAACUUCAGGAUAGAACCAGGAGCGCGGACUUGUUUCUUCGAGAGGGGUGAAGCCGGCCAAAUAAUGGAAGCGAAAUACCAGGUUAUCGACGGCCAACACGGCGACUACGACAUCACUUUUAUAAUAAAAGACCCGGAUGGAGACGAGAUCGUGAACGACUACAAGAUGUCCCACAAUUCCAUUAUAAUGGAUCUGACGGUCAGCGGCGACUACGUAUUCUGUAUGGACAACACGCACAGUGUGAUGAAUUCCAAGUUAGUGUUCGUGUAUGUGUUGAUCGAGGAUAAGCCGUCGGAGUCGACGGAGGAAACGAAAGUUGACGAAGAUGACGGUAAAACUGAAGGUGAAGAGAAACAUGAGGAGGAGAUUCUGGAAUGGAUGGGGACGUUAGAGAACGGGGAGAACUAUUACGUGGAGGUGAGCGACAUAGCGGAGUCCCUGACGCGCACGCUGCGACACGUCGUCAAGGCGCGCCAUGCCCUCAACAUGUACAGCGCGCUCAAGUCCCGCGACAGCUACCUUGCCUUCGAAGACACCUUCAUCGUCGACGUGUGGUCAGCCUUCCAAAUAAGCUUCAUGUGCAUAGUGGGUCUGAUACAAGUGUGUUUGAUCAAGAAGUUGUUUAACAAACCCAGUCGCGCUAUCCACGGUUUUUAUUGAUUUUUAAUGCAUGACCAGAGAUAAAAGAACUUGACACGAGAGCGCAGCGAUCGCAUUUUUAAUGCGUGCAACGUGUUUUGCUACAGGACAAGAUAGUUAUUAUUUUAACGAUAAAAUUGCGAAAG